AUGCCGAAUGAUACGAGAUAUUAUUACGACUUGAUAAACACCAAGUGGUGGUAUUUUGAUACCCCCUCUGGGGGGUGGAGAGAAUGCAAAGAAGAAGUAGCAACAGAGGAGGCACCAGAAGAAGAGGUAACUGCAGAAAGUGCCAAAAAUUGUGAGGAAAAGAAAAGCCAUAAAUACGAAGAUUACAAAAAUUUGGACAAGUGGAACGAAGGAAAUUACAAGAAUCAUCCCCAACAUGUUAUGAACGGAAAAGUCGAAACAAGAAAGGGAAGAACGUUGGAAAACAAACUCCAUAAUUAUGCAUAUACACCAAGAAAAAACUCAAAACCGAAUUCGGAAAGCUCCAACGCGGCCAGCAACAUAAAACACUACUCCUUUAAGAGCAACAUAAGACAACAUAAAAAUGGGAAUCUGCUAGAGCAUAAUGAGACGUAUGACGACUCGUAUGAAGAUAACGGGCAUGGAAAAUACGCAAAUGGCGAUGCGGAGGAAAAUAGCUACGAUGAAAGCGGUGGACACUACGAUGAAAGUGGUGGCCCCUACGAUGAAAGCAGUGGACACUACGACGAAAGCGCUGGACACUACGAUGAAAGCGCUGAACACUACGACGAAAGCGCUGGACACUACGACGAAAGCGCUGGACACUACGAUGAAAGCGCUGGACACUACGACGAAAGCGCUGGACACUACGACGAAAGCGGUGGGAACUACGCUGAAAGCAGUGGGAAUUACAACGAGGCUGGCGAACACUGCGACAAAAACUGGGGAUAUUAUGACGAAUAUGGGGGCUACUAUGAUGAAUAUGGGGGGUAUUACGAUACGUAUGGUGGGUACUACGAUAAAAACGGGUUAUAUUAUGAUGGAAGUGGAGAGUAUUAUGAGGAGAGCGGAGUCAACAAAGGAGAAAAUGAGAAGUACCAUGAUGAGAACAGGGUUUGCUAUGACAAAAAUAGUCAUCUUUAUUAUGGAAGUGAAGAGCACCGUGAAGCAAGCGGCGAAUAUUGCGAAGAAAGUGGAGAGUCUCACAACGAUAAAGGGUACCACCACGAUGAUAACGAUAAGCGCUACUACGAAGAUUGUAGCGACAAUGAAAAGGGGAUUACUCCUAAGGACGAGCAAGGGGGACGGUUUGAAAAAGGGGCAAGAAAGUAUUUCCAUAAUUACUACGAUAAGGUAACCAAAGAUUGUGCAGUAAGUAGAGGUUCUUUACACCUUCCAGGUAAAACCAGCAAUUUAAGAGAGACAAAUGAAAGCAGCAAAGUUUAUAAUGGGGAGGGUAAGAAAAGUGACGACCAUGGGAGCGACAAAAGUGACAAAGAAUCGGAGCAAAGCUGCAACUCCUCAGACAAAGAAAGAACCAGUUACGAUGAUUUAAUGAAAGACAGAGCGAAAAAAAAAAAAAAAUCCUGCCAAUCGAUAAGUUCUAGUGACUCAGAAAACUCUGAUAAGUUAAGCGAGCGAAUUAACAGCUUACUGAAUCAAUCAAGCAGAAACUUGUCCCAACUCUGUAAAAACGAUAGCUCGGCCAUUUUGGAAAACUUGCUAAGUCGCAGCUUCACCAGAUCUGACCAUUUGAAUUCCAUCAAUACUAUUGAAAAGUCAAGUGAAGAUGGGAAGGAUGAAAAUAAAGAAGCGAAUAGACUGAUUAAGAGAAAGACCAAAGUAAAUUUCGACCAAAUGUAUAGGGGUGAAAAUAAUGGUGAUAAAGAACAGGGGGGGGGUGGCCAGGUGAGCCAUGGGCUGGUCAACAACGCGGGGCAGAACGCCGACCGCAGCGACAAGGAUAAUGACACUGAAACGAACUACGUGCCCUUCGUGAGGAGAGCGACAAGAAAACUCACCUUUAAAAAUCAGGGAGGACUAGCGGGGUGUCUAAAAGUCUUUCAAGAAAAGAAAAAAGAGUUAAUGUCUUCUACAACGAGUGAUGUAAACGACAUGGAAAUUAAAAUUGCCAACCUUAAAAGGAGGGCCAGGGAGCUGGCCCAAAGAUACAAAACCAAAAAUCAAACCAAGGGGGAUCAACUCAAAAGUGAUCAAAUUAAGACAAAAUUUGAAGAAUUAGUUUUUCUCGUACAAAAAGACAAGAAGCAAUCCAAUGAGAAGGGGAAGAACCUCGAAUGA
Plasmodium inui San Antonio 1 is the source of this 2121-nucleotide messenger RNA. RefSeq lists its product as hypothetical. The transcript has a single exon. The record is from RefSeq and is a predicted model, not a curated record. Lineage: Eukaryota; Apicomplexa; Aconoidasida; Haemosporida; Plasmodiidae. Bases 1 to 2121 code for a protein of 706 amino acids.